AUGGAGUUGUCAAAUGAAGAUAUAAAAUUUAUUACUGAUGAGACCCUGGAUUUUGGUCUGUUUUCUCCUUUUGAUAGACAAGAACAGGGGAGCUCCGCUGAGCACAGGGAACGAUGUGUGCCAAAAAAGAUUGACAUGAACAUUUUGCUGGGGGAGAAUGUGGGUGGGCUCAGAGAGCAGACCUCCGAAUGGAGCCCACUGAGUCCCGAGAAGCUUGAGGAAGUCAUGAAGGAAGCCAACUUCCUGGCUGAACAGCUGGAGAGCUGUCGGCUGCUGGAGAGGGACUGCUCUGAGACGAGGCUUGAGACAGUUCCAGAAUUUGAGCCUUUACCCCCAACUGGUGUCUUGCAAGUGGAGAAGCUAACCCCCAGGAACCCCAGACGAAGGACCUUCAGUGUCAGCAACAGCCCUCUGAAGGAACUGCUGCCAUUGGUGGGGCCUGAAACCUGCUCGGAUCAAGUUUUUUCCAAAGCUCCUUUCCCUGAGGACGGCAGUCCUGUUUCCUGUGCUGCAGAACUGCUUAGUUCCAGGAAGCUCCAACAAAGAUCUAACAUCUGUAGAACUGAUAGUCAGCUGUCUAAGAAAUCCAGACCCAAUCAACCACUCAAGAUUCGGACAAUGACAGCCAACUGUAAGAAGACAACUAGUAGAAGUAGCGGGAAGGAUAAAUCAUCUCCACUUGCCCUUUCCCAUGCCAUACAAGCUCAGGACUCCCUGCUGCACUUGAAGACUCUUCCUCAAACAAGUCAGAGGGGACUUCAGAGAAAGACACAGGAAGCUUCGGGCAAGGCCUCUGUUGAAGUCCCACGGAUAUUUCCAGCAGUGGCAGCUAAGGAGGAACACAAGGUAGGAAGAGCAGAAUGGAAAAUGUACUGUACUACCAUGUAUAAAGAUUGUGCAAAUAGCCCAGAAGUCAAGCUAACAGCAUUGUUUACCUUUCAAGCACUUGAGAAGUAA
This is a messenger RNA of Varanus komodoensis (Komodo dragon), 957 nucleotides long. It is a transcript of the gene PSRC1, whose product is annotated as proline and serine rich coiled-coil 1. Gene Ontology annotation, cellular component: microtubule cytoskeleton; spindle microtubule; spindle pole. The transcript has 4 exons. Gene Ontology annotation, biological process: mitotic metaphase chromosome alignment. The coding region runs from base 1 to 957 and encodes 318 amino acids. The record is from RefSeq and is a predicted model, not a curated record. Gene Ontology annotation, molecular function: microtubule binding. NCBI's taxonomy places the organism in Eukaryota, Metazoa, Chordata, Lepidosauria, Squamata, Varanidae.